AUGCGAGGCGAGAACAUAACCAAGCGAGUUGAUGCUAACUCGAGAUCUCAGAUCUGCCACAUCCACAUUGGCCAGGCUGGUGUACAGCUUGGUAACGCUGCGUGGGAGCUGUAUGUCACCUCGCUGCGUCUCCAUUCUCAUGCUGAAACAGAAAACAGUUAUCUCCUUGAACAUGGACUCAACGCCGAUGGAUCCAUGAGCCCUGAUGUGAUCGACGACGCCGUGAGAAGUGGAUCUUACGAGACAUUCUUUACAGAGACCAGCGUCGGAAAAUACGUCCCUCGUGCCAUCUUCAUCGAUCUGGACCCCUCUCCCAUCGACGAGAUUCGCACCGGUACAUAUCGCGAACUCUUCCACCCAGAGCAGUUGAUCAGCGGAAAGGAAGAUGCUGCGAACAACUAUGCGCGUGGCCACUACACUACUGGAAAAGACAUUGCUGACGACGUUCUCGGUCGAAUCCGUCUUGUGUCUGAGAAUUGCGGCUCUCUGCAGGGCUUCAUGAUCUUCCAUUCCUACGGUGGUGGUACAGGCUCAGGAUUUGGCUCGCUGCUGCUGGAACGGAUUACCACCGAGUUCAGCCGCAAGGCCAAGCUGGAGUUCUCAAUCUACCCUUCACCUCGUACCUCGACUGCAGUGGUGGAGCCCUACAACACCGUGCUAUCUACCCAUAGUACUAUUGAGAACUCGGACUGCACUUUCUUGGUGGACAAUGAUGCAGUGUACGGCAUCUGCCGCCGUAACUUGGACAUUACCCGUCCCGGCUACGAGCAUAUGAACGGUCUUGUUGCUCAAGUGAUCAGCUCUUUCACGUCCAGUUUGCGUUUUGACGGCGCUCUCAACGUCGACCUGGCUGAAUUUCAGACAAAUCUGGUGCCAUACCCACGUAUACACUAUCCUCUGAUCUCGUAUGCUCCGGUGAACGGCGAGAAGAGUAGCUCCCAUGAAAGCUACAAGGUGCAAGACCUCACUUUCAAAUGCUUUGAGCCAAGAAACCAGAUGGUUAUGUGUGAUCCCCACAAGGGCAAGUACAUGGCUGUGGCUUUGCUUUACAAGGGCGAUGUAGUUCCUCGCGAGUGUUCACAGGCCAUCGCUGCUCUCAAGGCCAAGAGUUCCUUCAACCUGGUCCAGUGGUGUCCCACCGGCUUCAAAGUCGGGAUCAACUACCAAAAGCCUGUCCGUGUUCCCGGUAGUUUGCUAGCCCCUGUGGAUCGCUCAGUUAGCAUGCUGGCCAACACUACUUCUAUCGCCGAGGCUUGGUGCCGUCUUGACCACAAGUUUGACCUAAUGUACUCCAAGCGUGCUUUUGUGCACUGGUAUGUGGGUGAAGGCAUGGAAGAGGGCGAAUUCACAGAGGCGCGUGAGGACCUGGCUGCCCUGGAGAAGGACUAUGCGGAGGUGGCUGAAGAUAACAAUGUGCAAGCAGUGGAAAAUGAGUACUGA
Messenger RNA from Penicillium nucicola, 1440 nucleotides. RefSeq names its product tubulin alpha chain. The record is from RefSeq and is a predicted model, not a curated record. Gene Ontology annotation, biological process: microtubule cytoskeleton organization; mitotic cell cycle. Gene Ontology annotation, molecular function: structural constituent of cytoskeleton; GTP binding. Gene Ontology annotation, cellular component: microtubule; cytoplasm. Bases 1 to 1440 code for a protein of 479 amino acids. The transcript has 6 exons. NCBI's taxonomy places the organism in Eukaryota, Fungi, Ascomycota, Eurotiomycetes, Eurotiales, Aspergillaceae.